Molecule: messenger RNA, 4446 nt
Organism: Synchiropus splendidus (mandarinfish)
Lineage: Eukaryota; Metazoa; Chordata; Actinopteri; Syngnathiformes; Callionymidae
Gene: doc2b
Product: double C2-like domains, beta
Exons: 11
Coding region: 390-1622 (410 amino acids)
Cellular component (GO): membrane
Source: RefSeq, a predicted model, not a curated record
AUGGCGCUCCAACCUGCUCGUUUUCAAAGUACAAAUCUUGAAUUCCAGGUGUGACUCCUACGCGCUUCUCCAGCUUCAGACAUGACCCUUCGACUUAUAUAAGGGCGUUUCAAAGCUUCUGAGUGGCAGGAAAGACUUCGCUCUCAACAUGUCUGUGGCGGCUCAGACGUGGGCAGCGUGCAGGGGGGACAGAACCAGCAGAACGGGUCAGCACGGUCAGGACCUCCAUGUAGACCGGGCUGGACGACACCUUGACCUGCGCCCAUCCGCCCGCCGGUCACUGUCCAGGAGAGGAGGACGGGGGGCACCUGGCCUCCUUUGUUUAUGUUUGUUUUUGUUUAUUUUUUUUCUCACUUUUUUCGGCGAAGGCUCCGAACUGGACCGCAUGCAUGACACAACGCAAAGGGGAGAAGCCCACCAUCAGCAUCCAGGAGCACAUGGCCAUUGACGUGUGCCCGGGACCCAUCCAGCCCAUCAAGCAGAUCUCCGACUACUUCCCCCGGUACCCGCGGGGCCUCCCCCCUGCCGCGCCGCCGCACCUUGUGGCCGGGCCCCUGCGCUCUGCCCUCGCUGCUGCCGCCGCCUCCUCCUCCUCCUCCUCCCCACAGGCAGACCCGGACCGACCCAAUGAGGAUACCCCAGAUCGAGCUGGCGUGGCCGGAGCCGCCGCCUCGUCUCAGGUCUCCAGGAGGGACGAGGAGCCGGAUGUUGAGGGAUAUGACUCGGACGACUCCACCACUCUGGGGACGCUGGAGUUCAGUUUGCUGUAUGACCAGGAGAACAAUGCGCUGCACUGCACCAUCAACAAGGCCAAGCUUCCUGUCCCCCGAUACAAGAAGGGGCUCAAGCCGAUGGACCACAACGGGCUCUCGGACCCGUACGUCAAGUUGCACCUUCUGCCCGGGGCCAGCAAGGCCAACAAACUUCGUACCAAGACGCUGCACAACACCCUCAACCCCGUCUGGAGCGAGACCCUGACCUACUACGGCAUCACAGACGAGGACAUGGUCCGCAAAACUCUCAGGAUCUCAGUGUGUGAUGAAGACAAGUUCCGUCACAACGAGUUCAUCGGUGAAACUCGGAUCCCUCUCAAGAAGCUGAAGCCCAACCAGACCAAGAACUUUAACAACUGUCUGGAGAAGCAGCUGCCGGUGAACAAGACAGAGGACAAGUCCCUGGAGGAGCGUGGACGCAUCAUGAUCUCUCUCAAGUACAACACUCAGAAGUCCUGUCUGGUGGUGGGCAUCAUCCGCUGCGCUCACCUCGCCGCCAUGGACGCCAACGGCUUCUCCGACCCCUACGUCAAAACGUAUCUGAAGCCCGACGAGAACAAAAAGUCAAAGCACAAAACAGCUGUGAAGAAGAAAACGCUCAAUCCUGAGUUCAACGAGGAGUUCUGUUACGACAUCAAAUAUGCAGACCUGACCAAGAAGACGCUGGAGGUGACGGUGUGGGACUACGACAUCGGAAAGUCCAACGACUUCAUCGGCGGCGUCUCUCUGGGCAUCAACGCCAACGGUGAGCGCCUCAAGCACUGGUUCGACUGCCUCAAAAACAAGGACAAGAAAAUCGAACGCUGGCACACGCUGACCAAUGAGCUCCCGGGGUCGCUGAACGAAUGAGGGCGCCCCCUCUCGCUCUCAUCCAUGGUCCCUCCACCUGCCCCCACAUCCAACGCAGUCACUGGAAGCUGCCCCCGUCACCAGGGCUCCACUGAAACUUUGUGUUAGGCUUCACCUGUUCAGCAGGGGGCGCACUGCACCCCAUCUCUUGGAGGAGAGGAGUUCACUUUCUACUGGAUGAUGGACAGCAGCAACGUUUCACAGCCUGAUAGAAUGAAAGUUUGAGUGCGAGAAUAUUUCAAUAUGUUUUUCCUCAAAACAAAAUGUCGACCAUUAAAGUCGGUGGCAGAUCCAAAGCGCGAAUCGCGAUCAGUAGUCGGACGCUGCUGUUGAUCCGAGUGUCUCAAGAUGCUCAAGAGCUCCCUCGCGAGUCGUUUCACAUUUUCAAUCCUGCCAAAUUGUUAUGUGCGAACUGUCGAACCUGCGAGCGACGGCACCUCUAAGCCGUCGCUGAACUUCAGCCUUCCCUCAGUAGCUGCUCUUGACAGUCAUCGCUGACUCUUCGCUCAUAUUCAAGCGACUCUUCGCUCAUCUGAACUCAUGUGGCGUCUCUUCAAAUCCGGUGACGGACGGCUGUGUCGGAGGAUGUAGCAACAUUUUCUGGAUCUGUUUCUCAACAGCCAGCUUCUGACUGAAGAUGUCGCCGUAGCAGCUCGAACGAAAUACGCAUCCGCUGCGUUUGUCAGUUCGCUUUAAACAACCCUGCAGUUUCAUGAUGUCAAACUUUAUCGACCUUACGAGGAGCUAGUUAGCGACCUAGCAUCAAACUUAAAAGGUGAUGUUACAAACAAACACAAGAAUUAUGUUCACUCCUGGACCGAUAAUGUCUUAAAUUACUUCAGAUUAUCUGAAGAUCAUUGAAUAUUUCGGAAAUUAAGAUCAAAAUGACUCGACAAAUUUAAGCUAACUGACGUCAGCUCAUUAGGUAGCAUUUUGGAGUUAGCUUAGCCACAUCAGACAGCGUUUUGUUCAGCGCCGCGUGCUAGCUUGCUGCUGGAGAACAAACGUCAUCCGAGCGGACGAUACAAGGGCGCAUUGUUCUGGUGGCGGACGCUCGCUGGUGUUGAGCUCACACAGAAUGUAAACUCUUUUUGUCCAGACUAGGAACAACCUGAAUGUUCUGGCGACAGGAAGUUUUGAGGGCAAGAUGAGUUGCUGCUGUGGCUACACUGCUAACAAGCGCUCAUAGCGAUAGCACGGCUGCUGGCGUGUUCUCCCUAAUGUGUCUCUCUUUGGAUUUAUUGGUCACGUUCUGUGCCCGUUUUUUUCUGUCGUCUAUUCCAGUUUUUAGGAUUCAUCCGUGCAAGCUACACACAAACCCCAUGAGUUUUAAAAAAAUGUUUUUGAGGCAGCCCAUUCAUUCUAUUGCUUCAUUCUAUUGCUUCCAACAUUCUCCAUUUGAUUUGAAGACCUUUCGGUUUUCUUUUCUUUUUUAAAUAAGUUAAUGUCGUUGAAACAUCGUAAAAUGGGAGACACGUUACUAGCAUCUUGCUGUCGCCUGUGCUGCGCUACGCAGGCUGCGGCUGUUCAACCGUUAGCAACAGCAUUAUGGACGCUAAUGGUGAUGGUUUUUGUACGAACCUUUCACUGCUUGUUUUGUUAAACUUCUGCGGAUGUAACUUCCUGUCGCGAAACCUUUACCCCGUGAUCAUCGCCAUGUUCUUAUGCAAGUUGAAAAUACGACCUAGCAUGUCCCUUCAUCCGUGAAGCUAACGAAUGUAUGAUGUUUAUUGAUACGUUUGCUGCUCCACCAGCACAUUAAUGUGCUUUUGAUGUUGCAGUUCUGCAUCACUGCCACCAGGGGGUGCAAUUGUUUACACGUUUUUAAUCGCAACGUUGUUUACUAAUAUUGCGACGUUAUAACUUCAGACACUGCACGGCCAGAAGGUGAAUCUGACAUGCAACGGUUUGUCGAUUUGUUUUGUGUCAUUAUUUAUUCUCCUCCAAAAAACAGCCCGAUGAAAAGUUCUCUUGUUGUUUCCUGCUGUUGGAAUGUUGUCGCUAAAUUACAUGAUUUACUGGAAACUGGUUUGUUCCACCCUUCACUCUAUAUGUUGAAGGGUCGACUGGGACUUGGUUACAGACACAUUGUAGCUGAGUCACAUGUUUGAAACCCAGAGUAGAGCCGCCACUCUCCUCAUACAAAGGUUGACAUGAAGCUUGAAGGCUCCAGAACAGUUUCUGGUUCCUCUGACUCGGCUAGGAAGAUUUGUUAAGGCCUUACUGCUGUGACCGUGGUGGCUCUACCGCAAGUCUCUGGAGGAUGACGGAGCUUGAGUUCUCGCUCAUGGCAACGGGGCCUGACAAACAGGUACAGUCAAGUUGCUGGGAAAGUAAAGUUCCUUCAUGGAACUGAAGCAAACCUGGCAACAGAUCACUGGUUUCCUGCAUGUUUACACUUCUGAGUCUCCCGUCACGUGGACCGCAUGACCCCCGCGCCCUCGUCCGGUGACCUCCUGCAACGGUUCUAGCCUCGCCGCAUGUUUGAAUGACGACGUCAUCACACUCGAUUUGAAUCCCUGUAGAAACCUCGAUCCCAGCGUUGGGCUCCGCCUCCUCUCCGACUGUCGCGACACGACCCGCGUGUGAUUGACUUGUUCUUAGACUCCUGCAUGCAUCUGUGGUUGGUCUGUGGGUGAACGACUCGGCCUCCUGUUUGAUACCGUUUGAAACUGGACGUGAGCUGAAGAUCUCACGGCUGCUGUCGCUCGUCUUUUUCUCCUGGACUAACAUUUUGUACCUGAAUUUGCCUGUUCGGCCGCCAUGUCGACUCUCUGGACUUGAUGUGAAUAAAAUCUAUCCUUUGCUGAUUUGUCUCUUUUUC